GUCAAUGCCUUGAACAAGGGAAACUGUGCACUGUCAUUCAUAAAGGAAAUACCGGCUUGGUAAAUGGCGAAGAUUUACGAUUACCUUUUCAAGCUCUUGCUAAUAGGAGACAGUGGAGUGGGAAAGACAUGUCUGCUGUUCAGAUUCAGCGACGACGCGUUUAACACCACCUUCAUCUCCACAAUCGGAAUUGAUUUCAAAAUCAGAACUGUUGAGCUGAACGGGAAGAAAAUCAAGCUGCAGAUAUGGGACACAGCAGGACAGGAAAGAUUUAGGACGAUCACCACGGCGUACUACAGAGGCGCUAUGGGCAUUAUGUUGGUAUAUGACAUCACCAGUGAAAAGUCAUUUGAGAAUAUUAAAAACUGGAUACGCAACAUUGAGGAGCAUGCAUCAUCUGACGUAGAGAAGAUGAUCCUCGGAAACAAAUGUGACAUGAACGACAGGAGACAGGUGUCCAAAGAGAGAGGAGAGAAAUUGGCAAUUGAUUACGGGAUCAAGUUUUUGGAAACAAGUGCAAAAACCAGCGUAAAUGUCGAAGAGGCCUUUUUCACACUUGCUAGAGACAUUAUGGCUCGACUUAGCAGAAAAAUGAAUGAUGGUGGUCAAGCAGAUAGCGGAGGGCCGGUGAAGAUUUCAGAGAAGCGCUCUAAAAAGCACAGCAUCUUUAAGUGUGCUCUGCUGUAACGCUUUUACGGCAAGUGUAUACAGUACGUUCACUCGCUGUGUGUCUGCGGCAGCCAGAAAUGCUCUGCUGGUAUAACGUGUCACACGAGCCCCUGCAAAGAGCUGGACUAUCAGGCUCAAGAACAGAUGAAGGAUCGUCUUUCCAAGCUCUUAAAGUCAAGAUGGAACAGAGGAAUGAUGCAGCUUUGAGAGAUUUAGUCAGUUCACUCGGUGGUAGAGUCACAAUGGGAAACGUUUCCUUUGUUGUGUGGUGAUAAUCGUGAUGAUUGUGUUAAAAGAUAAUGGAUCAAAUACGAAUGUUUGCUUUUUUUUAAAUGUUAUUGUAAAGUAUUCUAUAUGGACACAGCACAUGCUGUCUUAAAACAUUUGCUGCUGAAGGCUUAGAUGUAUCAUGUACAGUAUGAAUUAGUCAGUGAGUCUGUCUUGUUGUAACAUGUUCCUGGGUGUCUUUUAUACAGUAUAUACACUGUGUUCUUGCACUGGUUCAAAAAAUGUAAUAGAGAAAAUCUGUAAAAGACCAUUUUUGGGAUGCCAGUGGGUUAAAAGCACUUUAUAUGUGUUUUUAAUGAGCUCUCCUCACAGGCACGUCCAUGUAUAGCACAGACGGACAUCAAUCCAUCUGCAGGAAGGUUGCAAAGAUAGAACAUGAUGGCUGCAGUGCAUGAUGGGUGAAGGAACAUCUUCAGGUCAGGUAUCAAAGGGAACACGUAUUACUUGGCAAAAUCACAGUCACCCGUAGAAAGUGUGUGUCUGACACAUCUAAACCUGAGAAAUUGUGCCUGUGUUGUACUGUAGAUCCUUAGCCUUAGGGUGAUAAAAUAUAGGGUUUAUAUUAAAAUUCAGUCUAGCACUGAUCUGUGAAAAUUGUGUGACAAUUUUUGAAUAUGAUAAUGAUCAUUCACUAAUUAAUUAGCAUUUAAAUUAAUGUUUUAAUUUGAGAACAGGCUGCUUGGCCAUGUGAAAUCAAGUAUAGAGACUAGGGUCUUGGUGUCAAUGCUACAGUAUGUUUUGUAUUUUGCUAAACAGGAAAGCCACUAACGCAUGCUUAUGAAAAUUCAUCAACGAAAACUGACCUUUUUUUCUAUUCCAGCUUGAUAUUUUUCAUUUGAGCUCUUUUUCAUUUUUUUGUUCAAUAACAUCCAGUGCAUAAGGUUAUAUACUCAAUGUACAAGCAACCUUUAUUUACUGUUUACAUAUUUUUCACCAUAGCCUCUUACAGAAACAUAGUUGCCAAAAAUUGGUAUUAUGCUUUUUUUUUUUUUUUUUUGCUUGUACUGUGAUUAUGUGUAGUUGUUUUAGUCAAAGGUUGCAGGGUGAAUGCAACUGGUUAAAUCAGCACUUUUGUUUUCAAACGUGUGAGACAUUUCGGUCUCCUAUUCAAACUUCACUAAUAGUUGUGUCAGAAGAAGUAGCACAGAUUACAGCAAUAAAACAUCCCCAUUUGGUAAUUA
Messenger RNA from Sinocyclocheilus anshuiensis, 2138 nucleotides. Its product is annotated as ras-related protein Rab-8B-like. Gene Ontology annotation, molecular function: GTPase activity; GTP binding. Bases 64 to 687 code for a protein of 207 amino acids. Lineage: Eukaryota; Metazoa; Chordata; Actinopteri; Cypriniformes; Cyprinidae. The transcript is spliced from 7 exons. The record is from RefSeq and is a predicted model, not a curated record.